Molecule: messenger RNA, 6699 nt
Organism: Oreochromis aureus
Lineage: Eukaryota; Metazoa; Chordata; Actinopteri; Cichliformes; Cichlidae
Gene: psme4b
Product: proteasome activator subunit 4b
Exons: 48
Coding region: 336-5756 (1806 amino acids)
Biological process (GO): proteasomal ubiquitin-independent protein catabolic process
Cellular component (GO): spermatoproteasome complex; nucleus; cytosol
Molecular function (GO): peptidase activator activity; proteasome binding
Source: RefSeq, a predicted model, not a curated record
UUGACCUCAGAGUAAUGCGCCCUUUCUAGCAACCGGUAGCACCUCAUUUCCCUCAAACCCCUGCCGUGCGUCACGGUCAGCGCGCGUACCCUGCGGCCCCCCAUGUGCCCAAGGCGACCGGGCAACCGUAAGGUGUGAAGUGAGAGUUGACACAGCGCCCGACACUGCAGGCCUGAGCGAAACCGGCCCCCUCUGCGCUCAGGGCUUUGCCCGGCUCAAUUAGCGUGACAUACUUUCCUCUGUGAUCGCCUGCCUUCCGCCCGGCUUCUGGACACAGCGGAUUAUGCCCACUAACUUCGGCUGCGCACUUCCCAGGAGGCACAACAAAAAGGGAUAUGGCUGAGUUUAUUCCUCAGAAGAAGAUUGUGUACAAUGGCUUGCUGCCUUACUCUGACCGGUUGGACCGGGAGGCCACGGAACUGUUGGCGGAGAUCAAAGCGAACCUGUGCAGAGCUGUCCUCCUCAGAGAGCUGUGGCCCGGGGUCGCUUUCUGGUCCAGGAAACUUUUCUCGUUUCUAAAGCUGUACGGCCGCAGGUUCAGCAAAGAUGACCACAUCCUCUUCAUCAAGCUGCUCUAUGAGUUGGUCACGCUCCCAAACCUGGAGCCACACAUGAUACAGAGCUAUGCCAGGCUGCUCAUUCAGCUUCUCAAGAAGAAAGAACUUCUAUCAAGGGAUGACCUCCAGCUGCCGUGGCGGCCGCUCUAUGAUCUCUACGAGAGGGUCUUCUACUCCAAAACCGAGCACCUUGGGCUCAUCUGGUUCCCUAACUCCGUGGACCACAUUUUGAAAGCUUUGAUCAAAAGCUGCAGACUGUAUUUCCCUGCAUCAUCCACCAAAGAGAUGCUGGAUGAGUGGCGCCCCCUGCUGUGUGUGUUUGACGUGGUCAUGCAGAAGGCCAUCAGCAACAUGGAGCUGUUCCUGCCUACCAUCAUGCCCCCGGAGGAACACAGCCAGGGCUUCCAGUUGUGGUUUGAUGAAUUAAUGAAUCUUUGGAUGUCGUUGCAAAAUCAGCCAAGCUGGGAAGGGCACUUAGUGAACCUGUUUGCUCGCCUUGCCAAUGAUAACAUAGGCUACGUGGACUGGACCCCUUAUAUUCCCACAAUCUUCACCAGGAUCCUGCGAAGUCUGAACCUUCCAGUUGGGGUCAGUCAGAUGGUGUCACCUCGGUAUCUUACCAACUCCUAUGACAUUGGAUACAUAGUGUUGUGGGUGACAGCACUUCUGGGUGGACCAGGAAACCCUGCACAGAAAGAGCUGACCUGCCUCUUCAACAGCAUUGCGUCCUUCUACCAUCCAUCCAAUCACGGUCGCUGGCAGUCUCGACUGAUGAGGCUGCUUCAGCGUCUUCCAGCGAGCGUUGUGCGCCGUGUGCACCGGGAACGCCACGCUUCCCCUUGCUGGAUCACACUGGUCCCUGAGCAUCAACAGUUAACAGAUGCCGAUCUGCAGGAGUUCACCCGCAGUCUCACUGGAGCCGCCCUUCUGGCUAUGUUCAGUAAAACUGACAGUACAGAUGCAGCGUACGCUCUUCAGAACCUGGCUCUCCUCACACCAGAGCUUGUCAUACCACCUGUUCUUGAGAAAACCUAUGCAGCAAUGGAGACCCUGACUGAGCCGCACACCCUCACUGCCACCCUCAGCUGCAUGAUUGGGAUGGCUCGCAGUCUUGUUUCCCCUAACAACCGUUACCCAGAGGGCUGUGCGCACGUGCUCCCACUGCUUAUGGGCUCUCUGCCAGGCGUGGACCCCAAUGACUUUAGCAAGUGUAUGAUAACGUUCCAGUUCAUCACCACCUUCACCACUCUGGUGCCUUUAGUGGAUUGUUCGUCUGCUCCCUCCCAGCGCAAUGAUCUCACAGAGAUUGAAAAGGAUCUGUGUUUCGCUUCGGCUGAGUUUGAAGACUUUGUUCUGCAGUUCCUGGACAGGUGCUUUGCUCUGAUAGACAGCAGUACCCUGGAACAGACACGAGAUGAGAUGGAGACGGAUACUCAGACUCAUUUGGAAAGCCUGGUGGAGUUGGGCCUUUCCUCCACUGUGAGCACAAUCUUAACACAGUGCUCGCUGGAAAUAUACAAGGUUGCAUUGCAGAAAGUGUUUAACUUUGCCACCUCAAACAUCUUCGAGACAUGCGUGUCAGGCAGGAUGGUGGCUGACAUGUGCAGAGCUGCAGCAAAGUGUCAUCCUUCCGAGUCUCUCCGACUGUUUGUCCCUCACUGCUGCAGCGUCAUCUCCCACAUUACUGACAAUGAGGAGCUGCAGAAUGAAGAUGAGCUGGAUAAGGAGCUGCUGUGGAAUCUCCAGCUGCUCUCUGAGGUAACCCGUGUGGAUGGCAAACAGAUGUUAAAAUAUCAAGGCGACCUGGAGCGGAUCUUGCGUGUGUGUGUGCGUCUGCGCUGCAAACGGGCAUACACACUCGCCUGCAGUCUUCUGGAGCACACACUCCGAUCGUUUUCCCUCAUCUAUCCCACUGAGUACCGCAGCACCUCUGGCGGCUUUGUUACUGACCUCCCUAUUCGGGACUGGGGCAGACCAGGAGAUGUGGCAGCGUUGGGUGUACGUUGGCAUGUGCCCGGACCGGAGGAGGAAAGCUUUGUUUUCCAUCUUUUGUCCCACCUCCUGCACCCUGAGCUGCAACGAAUCAAGGGUCACGUCUCUGGAGAGCAGCCAAUGAGCAGGGAGGAGUUGUUGCAGAGUCUCGCUAUUGUGCAGCACUGCCUUCUUGGAGCUGGAAAUCUGCUGCCCCCACUGGAUGGACCGCACGUAUCCGACCUGGUUUCCUCCAUGGUGAAUCUUGGGGAGGUCAAGCUGUAUAUAGGUGUUGACUACGAUGCUUCAAGGGAGAACUACCGAGAGUCCAUCUGCCAAACCAUGAGACUGCUGCUACAUCAUAUCUUAGAGCACUCAGAGGAUGAUACAAAGUCACUGUUUGUCAUUAUUAAGAUCAUCAGUGACCUCAUGUUUUUCCGAGGCACUCACAAGAAGGAGUUUGACUCACGCUGGAAAAGCUUCACCCUCGUCAAGAAGUCCAUGGAAAACAGGCUUCUUGGGAAGAAGCAGCACAUUAGAGCUCUGCUCAUUGACCGAAUUUUGCUCCAGCAUGAGAUGAGAAAGAUGGUUGUGGAGGGGAGUGAAUAUAAAGUGGUUCAUCGGGAUCUGCUCUGUGAUCUGCUGCUGCUUUCUACCAGCACUUAUAGCCAGGUACGCAGCAGGGCACAGAAUGUGCUUAUAGCUGCCUUGGGAACCUAUAGUUUCUCUUACAGAGACCUCAUUCCCCGAAUCCUACAACUGUUGUCGCCACAACACACCAGUGUCACGCAGCAGCAGUUUAAGGGUGCUCUGUACUGCCUUCUGGGUAUGUAUAGUGGUAUUCCUAUGGCCAGUGCAAGGGACUGGGAAUGGGUUGGGCAGGUGUGGCCUGCUCUGGUCCGCUGCGGCUUAUCCCCCACAAUGAGCCUGGAGAAACCAUCAAUCGGUCGUCUGCUUGAUGACAUCACUGACAGGAUCCUUCGCCAGCAUGACACUAUCGGAAUCAACUUCACUGUGUCUGAGGGAUGUGUAGAAGUAGCCAUUCAGAUUGCACAAUCGAAAAUUCCCACAUCUUGUUUAGAGGUACCAUCCAAAGAGGAGAUAAAAGAAGGGCUUCAGCGUCAGCGAAUUAGAAAUGUGGUUGCUGCACGGAAAUAUGAAAAGUUAGUCAAUGACCUCUUGGACUGCCUUGAAGACAGAGACUUACCCUGGAAGUUUGAGCACAUGGCGACAGACUGGCUAUCUCUCCUGUUGAGGGAAGAUCACCCACUUCCCCCUGAUGCUGUCCUCUACUUCACGCAGAGCCUCGUGCAUGAUUCCAUCAGCAUACGCAAGGUUGCAAUCUCAGCAAUGGCUGGUAUCCUGAAGCAGCUGAAACGACCGAGUAAGAAAGUGGCCGUAAAGCCAUCAGAUAUCAGUGGGAUCGAGGAACCUGAUGGGCUGUGCGUGGGGGAUCGGGAGAGAAAUCGCUGGUUGCAGUACGACAGCAACAACCUACCUCUGACUCAGGAAAAGUGGGACUCUCAGUGUUUUGUGGAGAAGACACACUGGGGAUACUACUCAUGGCCGAGAGAAAUGAUGAUCUAUGCAUCUUCGGAAAAGCCAAAAGAUGACCUGCCAUACGAGGAGAUGAGUGAGGGUGAAAAGAUCAUCUUUGAAUACUUCUCGGACCCAGAAUUUAUUGAUCAGCUGAUCGAGUUUCUCUCUCUGGAGGAUCGGAAAGGAAAGGACAGCUUCAACCCUCGACGUUUUCUCCUCUUCAAGGGGCUCUUUCGUAACUAUGGUGAUGCAUUCCUGCCAUUACUACGGCCUCACCUGGAGCAGCUUGCCAGUGACCCCCAUGAGAGCUCCCAGCGCUGUGUGUGUGAGAUUACUGCAGGGUUAAUCAGAGGCAGUAAACACUGGAGUUUCAGCAAGGUGGAAAAGUUAUGGCAGUUUUUGUGCCCUUUGAUCAAGACGGCAUUAACCAACAUCACAGUGGAAACCUACACAGACUGGGGAACCUGCAUCGCUACUGCUUGUGAGGGAAGAGACCCCAGGAAACUCCACUGGCUGUUUGAGUUGCUGAUGGAGAGCCCCCUCAGCGGAGAGGGCAGCUCAUUCAGAGAUGCCAGUUUGCUGUAUGUGCUUCAGGGAGGUCUGGCUCAGCAGCAGUGGAGAGUUUCUGAACUGCUGCACAGGCUGCUAGCCUACCUGGAGCCCAAACUCACCCAGGUGUACAAAAAUGUCAGGGAGCGCAUUGGCAGUGUCCUGACCUAUAUCUUCAUGAUAGACGUGGCUCUGCCCCACACCCGGCCCACUACCUCCCCCCAUGUGGCAGAAUUCGUCACACGGGUCCUAGAGCGACUCAAGCCCCUCACAUCGGAGCCGGAGAUCCACAACCACGUACACGAGGAGAACACCCAGGAGACAGAUGAGCGCACCCAGGCUGUCAAACUGCUCAAGACGGUCCUAAAAUGGCUGAUGACGAGUGCAGGGCGAACCUUUACCACUCCUGUUCAGCAGCAGCUACAGCUCCUGCCUCUACUCUUCAAGAUUGCCCCGGUGGAGAUUGAUGAGAGCUAUGAUGAGAUGAAGCAGGAUGCACGCACGUGUCUCUCUCUCAUGUCCCAGGGCCUGCUGUAUCCUGAGCACAUCCCUCUGGUUCUGGCUGCACUGGAAGAGAUGGCAGGCAGCAGGUCAUGGCAUGCACGCUUCUCAGUGCUGACCUACCUCCAGAUCAUGGUUUUCUACAAUUUGUUUACUCUGCUCAGUGUGCCUGCUGAGGUUCUCCGCAUCCGAAAGCUGGUGAUGCAGCUGCUGCUAGAUGAGCAGCUUGAGGUGAGGGACAUGGCAUGCACCACCCUCAGUGGUUUACUGCAGUGCCAGUUCUUCCCUCUGGACUCCAGUCUGCAGACACAGCUCCAGACGCUGAGUCAGACUUGCCUCCCCAAGGCCCGAGGGGAGCUGGCCUCUACAGAUUUAGUGCGGCGCCAUGCUGGAGUGCUCGGCCUCAGUGCGUGCAUCCUGUCGAGCCCCUAUGAUGUCCCAGACUGGAUGCCUCAGAUAUUGAUGGACCUGAGCAGCCAUCUCAAUGACCCACAGCCUAUAGAGAUGACGGUGAAGAAGACUUUGUCAGAAUUUCGGCGUACUCACCACGAUAACUGGCAGGAGCAUCGGCAGUGCUUCACUGACGAUCAGCUGCUCGUGCUCACAGACCUGCUGGUGUCACCCUGUUAUUACGCCUAGACAGCCAUUUCCUGCCUUCCCAGGUCCUCGACAACCAUGUAGGACCACUACCAGAGAAAUCAAUUACACUACUGCUAGGAACUCCAGUUUUCUGUGCAGCCUGUAAAAUAAUAUCUGAUAAUGCUAGCAGGGCGCUCUCCCUCUGGAACCUCACUUGCCACCGUUGGCCUUCACUAAACCCAGCAAGGAAGCAAUACUGGGCAAAAUGGUUUCAAAUGGUUUUUAACUAACAUGGUAUUUUUAGUCAUUCUCGCAAAACAGUUAAGCAGCCCCAAAGGUGGCCACUUUAGAGGUAGCGGUUUGGUUUAUAUUGAGAAAGUCUUUUUAUUGCUAAUCAUCAUUGUUCCUGUAUGUACUAUUAAAAGAGUUCUAACCUGUGCAUGUUAUUAAAUACAAGGAAAACAUUCCUUCAUGAUAAUGUUCAUGUUUGAAAUUAUAAAUAUAUAUAAAUGUAUACGAUAUAUUCUGAAAUAUAUGUAAAACUAAUAUAAAAAUGAUCGUUGUUGUAUUUCUACAGCUAUAUUGUAAUCCAACACUUAUAAAGAAAGCUAUUUUAAAGCACUCGUGAUAUAUAAUACCUCAUAUUGACAUUAAUUAUAUCAUUUAUAUAAAUAAAAAGAAGAAAUAAAAAUUGUAUAUAUCAUAUUAGAUCAUAAAAAUCUGUGACCUGCUGUAACAAUGGUGUUAUAUUUUUAUAGACCACAUUUUGUCAUGUUCUGCAUUAGUUCUGCACUGAGAAUUUACCGUGUCCUGUGAAAUAAAUGCAUUAUUUGUAAAGUGUGGUGCUUCUUUUUGAGUGUUCGGUGCUGCGUGUUUGCAGGGUUGGCUGACUGUGUAAAGCACCAGCUGUUUAUCUCUGUACAGCCAUGUCACAUAGCAGUACACUUCAUUCUGUGCAGAGCUCAAACAUAAAAGCUUCUUCUUGCAAGGAUAGUUUUGUGCC